This is a messenger RNA of Lates calcarifer (barramundi perch), 2479 nucleotides long. It is a transcript of the gene tspan31, whose product is annotated as tetraspanin 31. The record is from RefSeq and is a predicted model, not a curated record. Gene Ontology annotation, cellular component: membrane. The coding region runs from base 165 to 803 and encodes 212 amino acids. The transcript is spliced from 6 exons. Lineage: Eukaryota; Metazoa; Chordata; Actinopteri; Centropomidae.
ACACGCCCUCUCCGUUGGCUGGCCAACAACACCUGAGUCCAGACGUUAGCGCUGCUCAGAGCCAGAGAACACCAGUCUUUGUUGCUUUCUUUUUUAAAUAUACAUAUAAAAAGAGAAAAGUCUUAUUCACCAGCCUGACUCAGCCGGUAGAAGAUUUUUCGAAUAUGGUCUGUGGCGGGUUCACUUGCUCCAAAAAUGCGCUUUGUUCCCUGAAUGUGGUUUAUAUGCUGGUCGGCCUGCUGCUGAUCGGAGUGGCAGCAUGGGGGAAGGGGUUCGGCCUGGUGUCGAGCAUCCACAUCAUCGGAGGAGUCAUCGCAGUGGGCUUCUUCCUGCUGCUCAUCGCCAUCGUGGGACUCAUCGGAGCAAUUCACCACCACCAAGUGAUGCUUUUCUUUUACAUGGUGAUUCUUUUCAUCGUUUUCCUGUUCCAAUUUGGAGUUUCCUGUUCCUGCUUGGCGAUGAACCGCGGACAGCAAGAGACGCUCCUGAACUCUGCUUGGGGAAUGUUGGAAAACAAGACCAAGACAGACCUGGAGGUCCAGCUGAACUGCUGCGGCCUGCUCAAUGGGAACGACAGCCGAGCAGAGUUUGAACAGGAUUUGCAAAACUGCCCAGCUUUAUGCAAAAAGAAGAAUCUGUGCUUCUCCUGCGGAGAUAAGAUGCUGAAUCAUGCAACAGAGGCUCUGAAGAUCCUCGGGGGCGUCGGACUCUUCUUCAGCUUCACAGAGAUCCUCGGAGUGUGGCUCGCCGUGCGCUACAGAAACCAGAAGGAUCCACGGGCGAACCCAAGUGCUUUCCUAUAGUCUGUCCCACGCUACCGCCGUGCAGCGCCUUGCCGUAGGUGCGGUUUCAGACACACACACACUCACACACAGAAUAAACGCACAUCCAGAGGCAGACACUCGACAUAGAGCCACAACAGCACGGAGUGGACGAGCGCACGCAGCACCUGAUGACAAAACACUGAGAAACAAAACACACACAAACACACGCUCCUCCUCCACCUGAGACUGAACAACAACCUGUCACCUGUCCAAGCUGGAACACCUGGAUACUUAUGUAUGAAAGGAUGACGUGUAAUACCUUGUUGGUAUCAUGACCCAGCCUCGAUUUGAGUACCAGAUUUCCCCUCCUGAUUGCUGCCUCGCUAGUGUCCGACUAUUACAAGCAAACGAAGAAACAUCUCUGCAUGUGUCCUACGCAGCCUGUUGAUUUCAUUACACACACACACACACACACACACACCAACCAAAUGACUGUGCGGUGUCCGACAGAUAACUUGUAUGCACCUUGAAAUUUCUCCUAAAUGUAGUGCCACACACUUAUAUUCCUCCAGUCAGUGCUAUCAGUGACGUGUAAAAGUGUAAACUCAAACAAGAGUCGGCUGAACGACGGGAGGUAAAGUAGGUUUUGAGUAGAUUUUGUAGUCACUAGAGUCGUUCGGGUUCAAAUAUUUAUGAACUGUAACUGAGCCAACUUAACUUUUAACAGUCGGAGGUGUUAGGAUGCCGACGGACUGCAGCCUUUGUCAUUGUACAUAAUCUUUAAAAUACUGUAGUUCACAGAAAUCAUCCUCAUGUGUCCUACUACACCCCUCUAGUUCAGAGGUUUGCCUGCAUAGUUUGAUUCUUCUUGGCAAAGGCCACAAUGAUUCACCUUUCCUGUAUUUAAUAUGUUCCUUUGUGUCGCGCAGUGAUGUUGUUUAGAAUAGAUUCUGGUAGUAAAAAAAAAACAGUGGAUUCAGGUACGUAUCAUUUUACCUCCUGUGUAACUGGAAUAAAUCAGAAAAAUGUAAAAAAAAAAAAAAAAAAAGUAUAAUAACUAUGUGCUUUGAUUUGAAAUAAUUGGGUGAAUUUGGCCAAAACUGCUUAUCGCAAACCCAAUUUGUUUUGAUAGUGUUAAUUUGUGAAAAUGUGCUCCUGUUUGCAAUUCUUUUUCUUCUUCUUGUUUUAACAUUUUUGAGACAAUUAUUAUUUUUGGUGGGAUUAUUUGGUACUCAGUUGCCAUCCGCUCUUUCUGUUCAUCAGUGUUAAAAGCUUUGUAAAGAUGUGUUAAAUAUUUUCAGGAUCUAUUUAAGUUAAGUUUGAUGAUGCACAUUGGGGUUAGUAAGUUAUGUUGAUAUAAUUUUAAAUGCCUCGAUGUUUGACCUUUCCUGUUGAUAAAUUUACUUCUCAUUAAUUCUCUCUUUAAGAUAUUAUUUCUCUCUUUUUAAAAAAAUUGCUUUUAACUUAAAGGACUAACACAAACUGUAAUUACAUGUCUUACUUGAACCUGUCAACUUCGCUGAUAAUGGAUUUCCUGCUGCUGGUUUGGACUUACUCUCGCUGGUGUAAAACAAGCAUUUUGACAGAUCUUAACGUUAAGCAUUAUGCCAUAUAUCACACCUCACUUUGAAUUUGUGUGCACUUGUUAUUCAAAUGUAUCUGGAAUUUUUGAGAAUUAAUUUUCCAAUUAAUAAAACCUCAAAUUGGGAACUGUU